AUGAUUACUGAUUUAUUCAUAAUAAAACAUAACGAACCAAAGUCGAUUAUAAUUCUUCGACGUUGUGUUAUCAUAAUAUUUGUAGGGUUAUUAAUUGCUGUAUUUAUAGUAUUAUGUAUUGGAGUUCAUGACGAAUUGCCGAGCGUUAAUGUAACUUAUAAAGUAGUUGAUAGUCUGCCCAUACCGGACAUAUUUUUCUCUUACAAUUAUAAUUUUACGAUUAACUGUGCUAUUUCCAAUUUCACAGGGAAUUAUAAUUGUAACAAUUAUAUUAAUAAAACUAUAUAUGAUACUUCCCAAUCUAAAUAUUCUACUGCCCUUUCAGCAAAUUACUAUGUAACUUCUAAUACUAGAUGCACCCUUUCGAUAAAUAUUACGGAUCCUAGAUAUAAUAUUUCCAAUCAAAAUGAUUACAUGGAGAUGUAUGCAUACGAUAAAGAAUAUUAUUUAAAUCCAAUAAUUACGGGUUCCCAAACUCAAUUUGUUGAAUCACUUCUUCUGAAGAACAUGUAUUUUUUUGGGCAACCUAAAAAUGACAUAGCUAAUUAUGAAUGGGUAUUCGAUAGACACAUUAGACACUCUUUGGUUCAAGAUGUUUUAAGUUUCUUUGGUAGACAAAAAUAUAUUACAAUACCUUACCUUGAAUCACAUAUGGCGACUGCUACGACCGCGAAUUCAGAUCUUCGGACAAACAAUACUUAUUAUGCUGUCUUACGAUUUAUUAUGUCUCCUCCUUUUAUUGUGACAGACGAAACUGAGGAAAGGAGCAAAACCAUUUUGAACAUACUAGGCGUUAUUGGUGGCAUUUGGAGUGGUGUUGUAGCUCUUUAUAUAUUUUUAUUUGGACCUGGUUUAAUCUCGCCAUGGGGUUUUGUACAAAAGUCGAGAUUAUUCAAAAAUCAAUACGAAAAAAACAUUUUGCCAUUUGUUUGUGAACCCGAUACCACUGAAGGUUUUAAUAACUCAAUGCAGAAACGACUUAAUAAUUUAGAAAAAAGA
Molecule: messenger RNA, 999 nt
Organism: Dentiscutata erythropus
Lineage: Eukaryota; Fungi; Glomeromycota; Glomeromycetes; Diversisporales; Gigasporaceae
Source: the annotation of a GenBank genome assembly